Molecule: messenger RNA, 965 nt
Organism: Danio rerio (zebrafish)
Lineage: Eukaryota; Metazoa; Chordata; Actinopteri; Cypriniformes; Danionidae
Source: RefSeq, a predicted model, not a curated record
UUACUCUAAUGACGCCCCGCCCAGUAAACGUAACGCUUCAGCACUGGUUAAAUAGCUGCAUUUUUCAGUUACACCAUAUUCGACAAAAUGGCAAGAACCAAGCAGACCGCCCGUAAAUCCACUGGAGGCAAAGCCCCAAGGAAGCAGCUGGCUACUAAAGCUGCCCGUAAGAGCGCUCCGGCCACCGGCGGCGUCAAAAAGCCUCACCGCUACAGGCCCGGCACCGUGGCUCUACGUGAGAUCCGCCGCUACCAGAAGUCUACUGAGCUGCUGAUCCGCAAACUCCCCUUCCAGCGUCUGGUCAGAGAAAUCGCUCAGGACUUCAAGACAGAUCUGCGCUUUCAGAGCUCUGCUGUCAUGGCCUUGCAGGAGGCCAGCGAGGCUUAUCUGGUUGGUCUGUUCGAGGACACCAACCUGUGCGCCAUCCACGCCAAGAGGGUCACCAUCAUGCCCAAGGACAUCCAGCUGGCCCGCCGCAUCCGCGGAGAGCGCGCUUAACUUAACCGUUAACCUGAUUUAAACCCAAAGGCUCUUUUAAGAGCCACUUCAGUACAUCAGAAAAGUGAAAUUUCCAUCUGUUUAGGUUUUAAUCUACUAGCCAGGCUUCUUUCUUGUUUUUACAGUCUUUUUUAGUCUCAAGAUAUUACUUCAAUUUUUUUUGUAGCUGUUGUACCAACUUUGAAUUUCACAGCAAAUUACAUUGAACAGGUCUAAGUAAGCAGGAUAUUAUACGUUAUUUCAUUUUUUUUACUUUAGUAGAGAAAAUCCCAUGCUGUCAACACCAACCAUUAUAUUUAGUUUGACUGUUCCUGUAGAAGUUAUCGAUGCUCCAAAAAUGCUCACUGCUAUAAUACAUCGAUGUAAAAUAUCGACAUUUAUUCCUUAAGUCAAAAGUCUCUCUAAAUAAGCAGCAAAAUACUUAACCAACAGACAUUUGUCUUAGCCAAUCUUACUGCAUGCAUUAC